UGUGAGGAGGAAGAGCUUGGUGGGGGAGCAGGUCUUUCCUGGGCGCCUUGAGAGUCGAGUCUGGGCACAGAGGGGUACAGAAUGGCUGUUUUAUAACUGGGAUCCUCUGUGACGUAUUGCUGCUGGCUCCUUGGCACCUAUCUCUAUGGAACAGUAGGCAGAACGAGAUUGACGCUGACAAGACUUUUACAUCUUGGAAGGGGCUGUAAUCUACUGUAGUGAAGAACAGAGCCUCUCAAUCAGGCGGUGUGAAUACGAGACCGAGGGGAGUCCAAAAGAAAAGGAAGAGGAGGGGAAAAAAGUGUGUGUUGGGAGAAAGCAAGGAAAAGCAUUUUUGGUGGAUGGUAUGAAGCCAGCCAUGGAAACUGCAGCCGAGGAAAAUGCUGAACAAAGCCAAGAGAGAAAAGUGAACAGCAGAGCUGAAAUGGAAAUUGGCAGGUACCACUGGAUGUACCCAGGCUCAAAGAACCACCAGUACCGUCCCGUGCCAACCCUGGGGGACAGGGCUGGCCCCUUGAGCAGUCCAGGCUGCUUCGAAUGCUGCAUCAAGUGUCUGGGAGGAGUCCCCUAUGCCUCCCUGGUGGCCACCAUCUUGUGCUUCUCUGGAGUCGCCUUGUUCUGCGGCUGUGGGCAUGUGGCUCUUGCCGGCACCGUGGCAAUUCUCGAGCAACAUUUCUCCACCAACACCAGUGACCAUGCCCUGCUGAGUGAAGUGAUACAACUGAUGCAGUAUGUCAUCUAUGGGAUUGCAUCCUUUUUCUUCUUGUAUGGCAUUAUUCUCUUGGCAGAAGGUUUUUAUACCACAAGCGCAGUAAAAGAGCUGCAUGGUGAAUUUAAAACGACUGCUUGUGGCCGAUGCAUCAGUGGAAUGUUCGUUUUCCUCACCUAUGUGCUUGGAGUGGCCUGGCUGGGCGUGUUUGGUUUCUCAGCAGUGCCCGUGUUUAUGUUCUAUAACAUAUGGUCAACUUGCGAAGUCAUCAAGUCACCACAGACCAAUGGGACCACCGGUGUGGAGCAAAUCUGUGUGGAUGUUCGACAAUAUGGUAUCAUCCCUUGGAAUGCUUUCCCAGGAAAAAUAUGUGGCUCAGCUCUGGAGAACAUCUGUAACACAAAUGAGUUCUACAUGUCCUACCACCUGUUCAUUGUGGCCUGUGCUGGAGCUGGUGCCACCGUUAUUGCCCUGAUCCACUUCCUCAUGAUACUGUCUUCUAACUGGGCUUACUUAAAGGAUGCGAGCAAAAUGCAGGCUUACCAGGAUAUCAAAGCAAAGGAAGAACAGGAACUGCAAGAUAUCCAGUCUCGGUCAAAAGAACAGCUCAAUUCUUAUACAUAAAUGUUUGCCAGAGUAUUUCAGCCGACGAAUUCACAGCUCUGACAUAUCAUCAGACAGCUGCUCUGCAGUACAGAUGUGUAUCCCACCCAACUAACGUAGAUGUACCACCAUUUCCCUGUCUGUCUCAAGCUGCUGGGAUGUAUCUCUAGGAAAAAACUUUUCCAGUGGGUAAAUCUUUUUCUUUAGAACAAAUAUUGGAGGUUUCAUGUUAGCCAUUUUAAAAGGAAACACUUUGAAAAAAAAAAACGAUGGUUUUCAUCAUUUGGGGCAUGUGCACAUUUAUUGCUAGAGCAAUGCUACUGAGCUAGGCCAUGGGAAUACAUGAUACUUGAUAGGGACCUGUGACAUGCCAACAUUCAAGUAUGUGACAAUAAAUUUACAUAUGCCACCUGUCCUCAGAUAUGAUCUAUGUAAGAAAUAAAAUGAAAUUGAUGUGAGGUUCUAUUUCUGACAACUGACCUUGAUUAAACUUCGGCCCAACAGAGAAUGAGAUUCUUUCAACUUGUGUUUUUAUUUUCUAAUUUUUUAAGGUCCACUCUGAUUAAUUUCCUGGGCCGAAUUAGAAAUUUAGUUUUGUCAAUAUUGCUAAAACAAACUGCUAAACUUACUACUGAAAAAUCAGUUUUGUAAUAGAUUUCAUUUUAACAAAAUGACACCAUUUUCAUCACUCUUGUUGGGAAAAUGUCAGCUCUGCCUUAAUAAAUAUUUGCUUUAAAUUUCUAAGAAUUUAUAUUAUAGCCAGACACCCGCCCCCCCUGAAAACCUUCACAGAAUUUUGUUCCAUAUUUUUCUUAAGAAGUGUUACCUUAUUAAAAUGACCACCAAUUCUUAAACCAUUUUUAAGUGGUCUGGGUAUGAGUUUACAGUUUUCAUACCGACUAUCUAAAACUUAACUGCAGAUUGACCACAAACUUCUAACCUCCUACUUUUAUAGACUUGAAUACGUAAGUAACUUACAUUAGGGUUGGUAUUUAUUUCAUUGUUUUCUUAAUUUCCUGGAAUAAUAAUGUCUCAUGUUCAGCAAGAAAACUGCUUGAGUUUAAGCCAUUUGCAAAAGAAACUUGCCUUCUAAAUCAUUGUGUUCCAGAACAUUAAGUGACUGUAGGUACUGGGUAUUAGUGAUGGUAAACUUUGUGUUGUUUUCUGAAAUGAUCCAUAUAAUUGUGGGGGUGCAUCAGUGCUUUUCAAAAGGGGCUGCAUACUAUAGGGUUAACUAUGUAUAUUCAUGUUAAGAGUUAACUUGUGGUUUGGCUGUUUCCUGGAUUUUAAAACAUAUACACGUGCAGAAAUGUAUUCAAAUGAAAGGAAGCAUACCUUUAUCAAGAUGCUAUUAAAAUUGAACAUCAAGUUAAAUAUUUCAUUUGAAUUUUUUUUGGUUAAUGCCUAAAAUGCCUAUUUGGAUUAUUUUGAAUUGGAAGAAGCUCUCUUCUGUGUAGAACAGUUGUUCCAAGUAGCUUAGUGUUUUGUUUUCCUGUUGCAUGACAGACUUUAAUAUUUUUUCCAGCAGUGGAGGUGCUGUUGUAGUCCAGUGUUCUAGAAGAGGCAGUAUCUAAAAAGCCUAAUUUUACUUUUCUAAUUCUGGUAGCUAUUACCAAGAAUUUUCAAAAGUUUUGUUGAAGUAGUCUAAUAUUUUUUAUGUAAAGAGCAUUAAAUUUUGCUAUGUAUAAAUUUUUGUAACCUAACAGUGAAUCAAUAUUUUCUAUCAGUGCCAAGGGCUUCCUGUAGUUCUAUUCAAGUGUUACAAUAAAUAUUUGUAGAUAAUAGUCAA
Molecule: messenger RNA, 3101 nt
Organism: Dipodomys spectabilis (banner-tailed kangaroo rat)
Lineage: Eukaryota; Metazoa; Chordata; Mammalia; Rodentia; Heteromyidae
Gene: Gpm6b
Product: glycoprotein M6B
Exons: 8
Coding region: 347-1333 (328 amino acids)
Biological process (GO): axon development; central nervous system myelination
Cellular component (GO): myelin sheath; plasma membrane
Molecular function (GO): structural constituent of myelin sheath
Source: RefSeq, a predicted model, not a curated record